AUGGGUGAACAAGGAGGAGCACCACAAUCACCUUUACCCCUCCCCGAAUUUGAUGAUGAUACGAUUGGACAUUGGGCUAGUCAUUUACCUGAUGUGGCUGGAGUGAUGGAAGUCAUAGAGCGAGCGGAAGACCUUCCAGGAAUUCCGUGGCCAGACCACGUUGAAUUGGAGGAACAUCAACUUCAGGAAGUAGCAGACAAUGACGGUAACGCAGUUGGCAUGGAGGAGGAUCAACUAGCAGCCAAUGACGUCCGUAACGCAGUUUGCAAGGAGGAUGAUCAACUUCAGGGAGUAGCAGACAAUGACAGUAACGCAGUUGGCGUGGAGGAGGAUCAACUAGCAGCCAAUGAAGUCGGGUUAGUACUAAGCGAGUGGACGGAUGAUUGGGCUAAUGAACUUGAUAAUUAUCAAAUGGAUGAAGAAGGGGGAGAGUCAGUGGAUUUUGACGUUGCAGCCUUAUCCAAUAUUUCUCCGUACUACGUGGAUAAUUCAGGAAAUUGUUACAAGUUUGGCGAGGAGAAUCAACCCCAGGAGGGAUUCGCGAGGAGGAGAAUCAACUAG
Messenger RNA from Prunus armeniaca (apricot), 561 nucleotides. The record is from the annotation of a GenBank genome assembly. Lineage: Eukaryota; Viridiplantae; Streptophyta; Magnoliopsida; Rosales; Rosaceae.